AUGAAUUUAGGCUCAGUGGAGGUAGGAGGAUCUGGUGAAGUCAUCAUUUAUAAAUCCGAGCCGCUAAUCACAGAAGAGACUGAGCACUCAGAGAAGAGCUCUGUAAGCAGCUUUGAACAGACUGAUGAGCUAACUGAUGACAGCAAGUCUUCAACGGAGAUGUCUGAGGAACUCGGUUCAGCGGCACCAGGUCCGACCCUUACUGUGUUUUUAGGCCUUUCUGAGCAGUCUCCAGCAACAAAUAAGAGCAGUACUCCAGAUGCUGUGCCAUAUAAGAGCAAAGGUGCAUCAAUCUCUGAUACACUCAACAUCUUAGACGAGUCUGUUGACUUCCUCAAAAUCCUGCUGGUCACACGCAUUAUGCCCUUGUUCUACAUCAUCAUCAUCCUCAUCAGUUUGCCCCUAAAUGCAUUGGCCUUGGUGACGUUCGCCUGUAGGAUUCAAGAGAAGAAACCAGCAGUGAUCUACAUGGCUCACCUGGCGUGUGUGGACCUGCUCUUCACCCUGCUGCUGCCUCUGAAGAUCCACUACCAGAUGAACGCCUCAGAUUGGGUGUUCGAUGAGGCGGCGUGUCGUGUGCUCACUGCAGCUUACUACUGCUACAUGUACUGCUCCAUACUGCUGAUGAUGUGCAUGAGUGUGGACAGGCUGCUGGCUGUGGUGUUUCCCGUCGCCUUUCUGACCUGGAGGACCACAAGGAAAGCCACAUUCAUAUGCACAUUAGUCUGGCUGCUGGCACUCGCUGGUACAGUCCCGCUUCUCUCAAUGAGACAAACAUUCCGUUUCCAGAAUCUGGGAGUCACCUGCUUUGACUUGUUUGAUGAAAACACUUCAGAGACAUUAUACUUAUCCGUGUUCUUAAUUCUCCCCUGCAUCUUCUACUUCUUGCCACUGGUCGUCAUCUUAGUGAGCUACUCUACUAUCAUUUAUGUGCUCUGUGCUAAACGUGAUCACUCAGUAACUUCAUCAUCUUCCUCAGACAACCGAAGGAGGGCUGCGAUUAUGGUCACUGCUGUGCUGACUGAGUUUGUGGUGUGCUUUGCACCAUCUAAUGGCAUCCUGUUGUACCACUGUGUUCAUUUAGCCAUGGGAAGCGAUGGGUCGGACACCUACUCGUCAUACCUGAUGGCUGUGUGUUUGGGAAGCUCAAGUGUUUUUCUGGACCCUCUGCUGUACUGUUAUGUAUCAUCUCAAUACAGACAGCAGAUCCGCUCUGUGUUUUUGGGCUGCAAGGCAAAAAGAGCUGACAUAACAUCAAACACAACACAAAACACAUACACAAAUCCCAUCUAA
This is a messenger RNA of Labeo rohita (rohu), 1293 nucleotides long. Its product is annotated as proteinase-activated receptor 1-like. The transcript is spliced from 3 exons. Gene Ontology annotation, biological process: thrombin-activated receptor signaling pathway; positive regulation of Rho protein signal transduction; phospholipase C-activating G protein-coupled receptor signaling pathway. Gene Ontology annotation, cellular component: membrane. The record is from RefSeq and is a predicted model, not a curated record. Lineage: Eukaryota; Metazoa; Chordata; Actinopteri; Cypriniformes; Cyprinidae. Gene Ontology annotation, molecular function: thrombin-activated receptor activity. Bases 1 to 1293 code for a protein of 430 amino acids.